GAUUCGGGGCUGUUCGCUGUCAUCACCCACCACCCACCACCUCUCCCUCUUAUCCACUCCCUGCCCUCUGCGGCUGCUUGAACUCGGACAGGCCAUCCAGUCAAGCCUUUUAGACCUCUACAGAUACACACAAUUUAACGAUCAUGUCGCAUCUCGCACCUUCUGGCAAAUGGGACGCCAGGCUCCUCGGCCCUGUUCCUCACGAUGCUAGCUACUACGCAAAGUGCAUGCUCGGUGGUGUUCUCGCGUGCGGUAUCACCCACGCCGGUAUCACCCCGCUUGAUGUCACAAAGUGCAACAUGCAGGUCAACCCCGGUAAAUUCAAGGGUCUCGGCUCUGGUCUGUCGUUGAUUCUCAAGGAGGAGGGUCAGAAGGGUAUCUGGAAAGGUGUCGGCCCCACUUUUGUCGGCUAUUCUCUCCAGGGCAUGUUCAAGUACGGCCUGUACGAGAUCUUCAAGGAUGCAUACAUGAACUUGGCUGGUGAGGAGGCCAGCGCCAAGUACAAGGGUGCGAUUUGGCUCGCUGGUUCCGCGUCCGCCGAGUUCUUCGCGGAUAUCGCACUUUGCCCUCUUGAGAUGACCAAGGUCAAGAUCCAGACGUCCCCAGCCGGUACUUUCCCCGUUCCUUUCGGCGCUGCCCUCGCGGAGAUGAGCAAGACCAAAAUCGAAACUCGCUUCCCCUUCGGCUCUCUCGUUCCUCUGUGGUCGCGCCAGAUCCCGUACACUAUGGCCAAAUUCUUCUUCUUCGAGUACUUCGUCGGCCUCUUCUACGAGAACGUCUUCACUGCUCCCAAGGAUACCUACAGCAAGCCAACUCAGCUUGGUGUCACCUUCGCGUCUGGUUACCUCGCCGGUGUCGUCUGCGCUGUCGUCUCGCACCCCGCCGAUUCGCUCGUCUCUCAGCUCGGUAAGCCUGCGAACAGGGGCAAGUCACUUGGCGCUAUCGCCAGUGAGGUCGGAUUCUCCAACUUGGCCACGAAAGGUCUCGGUACCCGUGUGUUGAUGAUCGGUACCCUCACUGGCUUCCAAUGGUGGAUCUACGAUUCAUUCAAGGCUGCCAUGGGUAUGGGUACGACUGGUGGCAAAUAAACGCCUUGCCCCCAAAAUAUCUAUACCAUAGACGUCGGUUUGUUGUGCUGGACAGCUGUAGAUAUAAUAUGCCUGCCCUGCACUCGUUUUACUCUGGCCUUCUCUAUCUUGUAGUAGCGCUUAGUUGUGUCGGUGUAGGGUCCUUGGACAUUAGACCGCAAGCUGAAUAUUACACAUAUGCAGACUUUCC
Messenger RNA from Heterobasidion irregulare TC 32-1, 1278 nucleotides. Its product is annotated as mitochondrial carrier protein. The coding region runs from base 144 to 1088 and encodes 314 amino acids. Gene Ontology annotation, molecular function: phosphate transmembrane transporter activity. The record is from RefSeq and is a predicted model, not a curated record. The transcript has 6 exons. Gene Ontology annotation, biological process: mitochondrial phosphate ion transmembrane transport. Gene Ontology annotation, cellular component: mitochondrial inner membrane. NCBI's taxonomy places the organism in Eukaryota, Fungi, Basidiomycota, Agaricomycetes, Russulales, Bondarzewiaceae.